AUGCUCUCGCGGACGCACUGGUGGAUCAUACACCCGUUCAGCGCGUUUCGAAGGUACUGGGACCUGUACCUGGUGUCUCUGCUGGUGUACAUCGCGCUGCUCGUGCCGUUCGUGAUCGGGUUCGAGGUGGCGUCGCACUCGGGGACGUGGAUCUACGGCGUCGAUCGAUUCGUGGACGUCUUUUUCGUCUUCGACAUCGUCUUAAACUUCGUGACCGGAUACGCGCACAAGGGCAACAGCAAGGUCGUGCUCGACCCCAAGAAGAUCGCGCGGCAGUACGCGCGCUCCUGGUUCGUCCCGGACCUCAUCGCGUCGUUUCCGUUCGACAUCAUCGCCGCGGGGACGUCGAACAGCGAAGCCUACCGAAGCACCAAAUUCGUUCGCAUCUUGAAACUCUUGCGGCUCGUGAAGCUCUUCCGCAUCAUGCGUCUAAACCGAAUAUUACACCGGCUCGAGCGCAAGAUGUCGAUCAAGUACGGCAUAUGGCAGGUCAUGAAGUUCGCGGUCGUCGUCAUGUGCCUCGCGCACUGGCUCGCGUGCGCGUGGUACCUCUCGUUCGUGCUUCAAGAUCACGGCGCCCACGGCGUGACGUGGGUGGAACUCUUGGCGCAAUCGCAGGCGCGCGCGCGUCCUCGGCGUCUUUCCUUUCAAACCUCCCUCUCCUUUCUUUUCACCCUUCAUUUGGCGGAGGGAGCCUCCCUCCUUCGUCGUUUCGCGCGUUCGACUGACGGACGUUCGUUCGUAUCGAUUCGAAAAAUAACGCAGGAUUCGGAGCGGUUAGAUGAACAAGGGCGCAGCACGAGGUACGCCACGUGCGUGUACUGGGCCAUCACGACGAUGACGACGAUCGGAUACGGCGACAUCGUGCCGUCGAAUCGAGACGAGCGCAUGAUGACCAUCUUCGCGCAGCUCGCGGGGUCGUGCGUGUUCCUGUACGGCCUCACGCAGGUCACGUCGCUCAUCGCGAACAUCAACGGCGCGGACGUGGAGUUCCAGAAGCUCAUGGACCAGGCGAACGAGUACUUUGAGUUUCGUAACAUUCCGAACCCGUUGCGCGCGAAAGUUCGAGAAUUCUUUCACUACAAGCGCGCGACGUCGCUCUUUCACGCGGAAGAUAAACUCCUCGGCCACUUGUCCGACAGCAUGCGCAUGGAAGUCCAGCUGUGGAGCAUGCGGAACGUCCUGAACACGAUCGACUUCUUUCGAGACGCGGACGAGCAAUUCGUGAAGUGCAUCAUAGGUAAGCUCAUCCGCAGAGUCUACUCGCCGAGGGAGACGGUCAUGAAGCAAGGCGAGAUCGGCGACGAGAUGUUCUUCAUCGUCCACGGCGAGGUCGAAGGUGCGGCGUCCGCAUUGUUGUACACUGACUGGUUCCCAUACGACCGCGUUCGAGUGGUGAACGCCAUUCCUCUAGCUAGCUAG
Micromonas pusilla CCMP1545 is the source of this 1422-nucleotide messenger RNA. Its product is annotated as voltage-gated ion channel superfamily. Gene Ontology annotation, biological process: potassium ion transmembrane transport; regulation of membrane potential. The transcript is spliced from 3 exons. Bases 1 to 1422 code for a protein of 473 amino acids. Lineage: Eukaryota; Viridiplantae; Chlorophyta; Mamiellophyceae; Mamiellales; Mamiellaceae. The record is from RefSeq and is a predicted model, not a curated record. Gene Ontology annotation, cellular component: plasma membrane. Gene Ontology annotation, molecular function: voltage-gated potassium channel activity.